Messenger RNA from Debaryomyces tyrocola, 471 nucleotides. The record is from the annotation of a GenBank genome assembly. NCBI's taxonomy places the organism in Eukaryota, Fungi, Ascomycota, Pichiomycetes, Serinales, Debaryomycetaceae.
AUGAAGCUUAUCAGUAUUUUGGCAAUUAUAGCAUGUUUAGGCGCUGUCAUUGGUGCAAUUGAGAAGGUUAAAAUUUACAUUGAGUCAGAGGAUGAUCGCUUCGAUCAUGCGCAGCUUCAGAGUAGACAUGAGGGCGCUGGAAUUGACUACGAGUUUUUCCUUGAUAGCAAGGGAACAGCAUUGGCAGGCAAUUAUGAUGAUCAAAAAAAGCGUUUAUGGUUUUACGGAGAAGAAUUUGAUAAGAAUUUCACAUUAUUGGGUAAUGUUGUUUCUCUAAGUAUUUUAAAAGCGGAUCCAGUGACUUUUGAGGACGGAUAUUUGAAGCUCAACGAUACAGAAGACGGGUUUUUCGCUUGUAAAAAUAUAACUGAUCCUUAUCACUACUCAAAAAAGCAACACGCAUUAGUGUUUUAUCCUAAUCAGAAGCCAAACGGUGAUGACUGCGCGGCUCUUAAAUUCAAGAAAGAGUAA